ACGCAAGCCAUCUUUUGAGUGUUGCAAGGAAAAUGAUGCGUUCCCUUUUACAUUACACCACCUCUCUGUGUAUCUGCUUUUCGUUUUCUUAGCUUUUUUUCUCUCUCUCCCUCACUGUUUCUGUAUAUCCGAAGCAGCCAUGAAUGGGUCCUUGAAAUGGUGGAGCGCCUUCAAAAGAUAGAGUGUCCAUUUAGAUAACUUGGGGUCUUGGGUUUGUUUUUGUGUGGUGAAGAAAGAGGUGGGGUUCUCUGAGAUGGGUUCAUUGGAAGAGUCUGAGGCUCAAAGCCUUAGAAGGAAUGACGCAGGUGCUCCUCUGAUAAAAAGGGGCUCUCUUUCUCGCUAUUCUGAGCUGAGCCAUCUGAGAAACAGUGAUGAGAAGCUGCAUUUGAAGCUCGUGUACAGAUUGAGCAGGUUCUUAUGGUGCGGCAAGAUUGAUUAUGGUCAAUUGAUAUGUAUAAUUCUCGCUUUCUUGUUUGUGGUUGCUUUGUUUCAGUCCUUUUUGCCUGGUUCUAUUGGGUUGGAGAGGCCUAGAAUCCACAUGGGUUUUGACCACAGAGAGCUCCCAUGGGAGUUUCAGUACUUGAAGGAGAUGGAGGGGUUGAAUUUUGGGGAAGGUGUGAAAUUCGUGCCUUUGAAGGUUCUUCAGAAGUUCACGAAAGAAGAAAAUGAUGCAAAUAUGUCAGUGGAUUCUAUGAGACCGAGGAUUCGUACCCCAAUCCGAAGGCCACAACUUGCAAUGGUGUUUGGAGAUCCAUUGAUGGAUGCCACACAGUUGAUGAUGAUAAGCAUCACACUCUCUCUGUAUUCCAUGGGGUACGCUAUUCAGGUUUAUUUUCUUGAAGAUGGCCACAUUCACGCUGCUUGGAAAAAUAUGGGGCUAAAUGUGACUAUUUUGCAAACUAGUAGCGAAUCCAGAGUUGUUGUGGAUUGGUUGAAUUUUGAUGGUGUUCUUGUGAAUACCAUUGAGUCAAAAGAUGUAUUGUCUUGUCUUAUGCAGGAACCAUUCAAAUCCGUGCCUGUUAUAUGGACCAUUCAAGAACGGGCAUUAGCAAUUCGGCUUAGCGAGUACACCUCAAAUGGACACAUGAAGCUUUUCAAUGACUGGAAACAAGCAUUUGAGCGAGCUACUGUGGUAGUCUUUUCUGACUAUGAUUUGCCGAUGAUGUAUUCCCCACUCGAUUCAGGAAAUUAUUUUGUUAUUCCGGGAUCUCCACUUGAGCCAUGGGAGGCAUACAAGUUUAUGGCCCUGUGCAAGGGGCACGACCUUCGUGCAAAGAUGGGUUAUCGGCCAGAAGAUGUUGUGAUUGCAGUAGUUGGGAGUCCAUUUCAUUACAAUGGAUCGUGGUUGGAACAUGCAUUGGUCAUGCAGGCCAUAGCACCACUUCUUUCUGACUUCAACAAUGAUGCUACCUCUGGUUCCCAUUUAAAAGUCUCUAUUAUCUGUAGGAAUUCCACAAGUACAUACGAUGUGGCUUUGCAGGCCAUUGCUCUUCGGUUCGGUUACCAUCAGGAUAAUGUUCAACGCAUUAGCAGUGAUGGGGAUGUAACUUCUUUUCUUGAUAUUGCUGAUAUUGUGAUAUAUGGAUCCUUUCAUGAAGAGCAAUCCUUUCCUGCUAUUUUGAUUCGUGCUAUGUCCCUGGGGAAGCCAAUUAUAGCUCCCAACAUCUCCGUUAUCAGAAAACGUGUUGAAAACAGGGUUAAUGGUUUUCUAUUCCCAAAAGAGAAUAUCCGUGUGAUCACGCAGAUUCUACGUCAAGCUUUAUCUAAUGGGAAGCUGUCACCUUUAGCUAAAAAUGUCGGAUCCAUUGGAAAAGGAAAUGCAAGGAAUUUAAUGGCUUCAGAUGCUGUCAAAGGUUAUGCUGAUUUACUUCAGAAUGUCCUGAAACUAUCAUCAGAAGUUAUGCUUCCCAAAACUAUUAGUGAGAUUCCUCAAAAUUUAGAGGAGUGGCAGUGGAAUCUAGUGGAAGAUAUGGAAAGCCUAAUUUAUUGGAAUAAAAGUACGAAUGGUUCUGAUUUUCUAUAUCAUAUUGAAGAGCUCUAUUAUCGUGAUGUUGUUGAGGGUUCUAAUAACACCAGCAAAGUAAUUGAUCAGGUGUUCUCCUUAACUGACUGGGAGGAAGAGAAAUCCAUUGAGAUGGUCAAUGCAAAAAGGAGGCGAGAAGAAGAACAGUUGAAAGAUAGAACUGAUCAAACUCGAGGAACUUGGGAAGAAGUUUAUCGGAGUGCUAAGAGGGCAGACAGGACCAAAAAUGAACUCCAUGAAAGAGAUGACAGGGAGCUGGAGAGAACAGGACAGCUCUUAUGUAUAUAUGAACCUUAUUAUGGAGAGGGUACCUGGCCUUUUCUGCAUAACAAAUCACUAUAUCGUGGAAUUGGGCUAUCUACUAAGGGUCGGCGACCUGGGGCGGAUGACAUAGAUGCUCCCUCCCGUCUUCCUAUUCUGAGCAGUCCAUACUACCGAGAUGUUCUUCGUGAAUAUGGGGCCUUCUUUGCAAUAGCUAACCGCAUCGACCGUAUACACAAGAAUCCAUGGAUAGGGUUCCAAUCAUGGAGGUUGACCGUGAGGAAGAGUUCCUUGUCUGCUAUUGCUGAAGGUGCGUUAGUAGGGGCCAUAGAAGCUCACAGGUACGGUGAUGCUCUAUUUUUUUGGGCCCGUAUGGAUGAGGAUCCAAGAAAUCCCUUGCAACUAGAUUUUUGGUCUUUCUGUGACUCUAUAAAUGCUGGCAACUGCAGGUUUGCAUUUAAAGAGGCAUUCCGAAGGAUUUAUGGCUUGCAGGAAGAUUGGAACUCUUUGCCGCCAAUGCCGGCUGAUGGGUAUUCAUGGUCCGUCAUGCAUAGUUGGGCAUUGCCAACAAGAUCUUUUCUUGAGCUUGUCAUGUUCUCUAGAAUGUUUGUCGAUGCAUUGGAUGCACGAUUAUAUGACCAGCACCGAAGAACUGGCGAAUGUUAUUUGAGCUUGUCGAAGGACCGGCAUUGCUACUCGCGGGUGAUGGAGUUGCUCGUGAACGUGUGGGCAUACCACAGUGCGAGGCGCAUCGUGUACAUAAGCCCUCAAACAGGGGCCAUGCAUGAGCACCACAGGCUCAAAGGUCGGAGGGGAGGGCAUAUGUGGGUGAAGUGGUUCUCUUACCCUCUCCUCAAGAGCAUGGACGAGGACUUGGCCGAGGAGUCGGACUUUGACAACCAACUAGAUAGGCGGUGGCUUUGGCCCCAAACAGGAGAGGUUUAUUGGCAAGGGGUGUAUGAGAGGGAGCGAAACCAUAGACAAAAGGAGAAGGCAGAGAGGAAGAGGAGGAGCAAGGACAAGCAGCGUCGAAUUAGGGGUCGCACUCACCAAAGGACACUAGGGAAGUACAUAAAGCCUCCCCCUGAAGAUCGUGAUUUUCUUAUGGCAAAUGCUACACUGGUUGCAUCAGGUUAGGUGGGGGAAUUCAAAGGGCAUUGAUUUGAGAGAAUGCUCUAUUUUUUUGUUUUUAUUAUCUUUUUCUUUCUUUUGUUUACAUUUUACAGGAGGGAUGUCUGGUUAUUGGUUGUAUUGGUUUUUCUUUUCUUUUCCUUUUGGUCCUCUUUUUUGGGGUUGGGGAUGCUGGGUAACUCUUCUGCUGUAUUGCUAAAUUGGUGAGCUGAUCGUAGGGGGAGCUUAGAAGAUGUAAAUCUUUUCCUCUUUUUUUUUUUUUCCGUUCUUUUACAUUCAUUUCUGUACAUUAUAAUUUCAUUGAAGGAAAAGCAAUUGAUAGUACAAAGCAAUUGGCCUCAA
Amborella trichopoda is the source of this 3757-nucleotide messenger RNA. RefSeq names its product glycosyl transferase family 1 protein. The record is from RefSeq and is a predicted model, not a curated record. Gene Ontology annotation, molecular function: glycosyltransferase activity. Lineage: Eukaryota; Viridiplantae; Streptophyta; Magnoliopsida; Amborellales; Amborellaceae.